AUGGCGUUCGUGGUCUCCGUCAACAAGAUGGUGUACCUUGACUGCCAGAAGAACCACGCGACGGCUCUUGGUAGGCACUGUGUGGACGGCUGCAUGGAGUACGUGCCGCCGGUGGGAAACAACCUCAACUGUGAGGCCUGCGGAUGCCACCGCGAUUUCCACCGCAGCCUAGUCGUAAAGGUACGGGUACCCGUGUCUGUAUCCCAGCCGCCGCAACCCCAGCCCAUGCCAGCGGCCGUGCGCCCUAGGGUCGACUCGGACGACGGCGAGAGCUCGGCCAUCACCUCCGCCGUCACCACCAACGCACCAUCAGCAUCCACGGCGAGCUCCUUUGCUCACCCCGGCGCCGCCAUCGACGGUCCCGCCUCAAUGAACAGAUCCUCCUCGCCGCAGUCCAAGUAA
Brachypodium distachyon (stiff brome) is the source of this 402-nucleotide messenger RNA. RefSeq names its product zinc-finger homeodomain protein 2. Gene Ontology annotation, biological process: regulation of DNA-templated transcription; regulation of developmental process. Gene Ontology annotation, molecular function: transcription cis-regulatory region binding; DNA-binding transcription factor activity. The transcript has a single exon. The coding region runs from base 1 to 402 and encodes 133 amino acids. The record is from RefSeq and is a predicted model, not a curated record. Lineage: Eukaryota; Viridiplantae; Streptophyta; Magnoliopsida; Poales; Poaceae. Gene Ontology annotation, cellular component: nucleus.